CCGGAAGAAGUGAUCAGUGCCAGAGAUACUCUGGCAGUGCUAGCCGGCUAGCUAACACAUAAAAUCAGAACCCACUUUUCUUAACUUCUUCUGUUAGCAAACUAAACUAAUAUUAUAGCCCAGCGGUUUACUCGCAGCUAGUCAACAUCAUGAUUAGUGUAUAUACAAGCUGGACAUGCCUAUGUAUGUAGCUAGCUGCUGAACUGCACGCAGUCUAUAUAGCUAGCUAAGUUAGCGUAAUUACUAUCUCCAAAACAAACAGGGUGUGCUGUGCAGUGGACUUUGGCAGCAGCAGAGUGGGAGUUCUAGCUACUAUUGCAAGCAAGCCAGUUUAUCCAUACACAUUAUUAUUGGGGAGUUUUUGAAUGUCCUGUCUUAUGAGGUUAUUGACAACCCUAAGUUAACUAAAUAUACACCAAAUUUAGUAGCCAGCAGCUAUGGCCAGCACCAGCAUGGCUUCUGCAGCUGUAACAGGAGACAAACCCUCAGGUUCGGGUUCUAAGAAGAAGAAUGAAAAGAAGUUGGCUUCCAAAGAGGAGUCCAGAUUCCUGUCCAGUAUCAUGGGCGUGAUGAACAACCUAAGGAAACAGGUGUGUGCGUGCGCGCCGUGUGUGUGUCUCUUACAGUGUAUGUCUAACAGUGUGUGUUUUCUGCAGGGUACCCUAUGUGAUGUGAUCUUGGUGGUUCAGGGGAAACAUAUUCCUGCUCACAGAGUGGUCUUAGCUGCAGCCAGCCACUUCUUCAGCCUCAUGUUUACUACCAGCAUGAUGGAGUCUACCAGUCACGAGGUGGAGUUGAGGAGUGCUGAGCCUGAGAUCAUAGAACUGUUGGUGGAGUUUGUCUACACCGCUCGUAUCUCAGUGAACAGCAGUAAUGUCCAGUCUUUGCUGGAUGCAGCCAACCAGUACCAGAUAGAACCUGUGAAGAAGAUGUGCGUUGACUUCCUAAAAGAGCAAGUCGAUGCAACCAACUGUCUGGGCAUCUCUGCUCUAGCGGAGUGUUUGGACUGUCCAGAAUUGAAGCUGUCAGCGGAUGACUUUAUCCAUCAACAUUUCACUGAGGUCUAUAAAUUGGAUGAAUUCCUCCAACUGAACGUCACCCAGCUCACACAGCUACUGCACCAAGACACACUCACUGUCCGGGCCGAGGACCAGAUCUAUGAGUCUGCGGUGCGGUGGCUGAAGUAUGAUGUGUGUAACAGACAGAGUCACAUGGUGGAGGUGUUGGGCUGUGUUCGCUUCCCUCUGGUGUCCAAAGCCUUCCUGUCUAAGACUGUCCAGGCUGAACCCCUCAUACAGGACAACCCAGAGUGUCUCAAGAUGGUCAUCAGUGGGAUGCGGUACCACCUGUUGUGCCCAGAGGAUCGUGAGGAUUUGGGAGAGAACAGUCACCCGCGACGUAAGAAACACGACUACAGGAUUGCUCUGUUUGGAGGCUCGCAACCACAGUCCUGCAGAUACUUCAACCCUAAGGACUACAGCUGGUCAGACAUUCGUUGUCCGUUUGAGAAGCGUCGUGAUGCCACGGCGGUGUUCUGGGAUAAUGUUGUUUACAUCCUGGGAGGAUCUCAGCUGUUCCCCAUCAAGAGGAUGGACUGUUACAACGUACUGAAGGACAGCUGGUACUCCAAACUAGGCCCCCCUACACCACGGGACAGUCUGGCUGCUUGCGCCUCUCAGGGCAAGAUCUACACCUCUGGAGGGUCGGAAGUAGGCAGCUCAGCGUUGAACCUGUUUGAGUGUUAUGACACGAGGUGUGAGUCAUGGCAGACCAAAGCCAGUAUGUUGAUGCCUCGCUGUAGCCACGGCAGCGUGGAGGCCAAUGGGCUCAUCUACGUCUGUGGUGGGUCCCUAGGCAACAACGUCUCUGGGAGGGUCCUCAGCAACUGUGAGGUCUAUGACUCCGUUAAGGAGGAAUGGAGGGAGCUGAGUGGGAUGAGGGAAGCCAGGAAGAACCACGGUCUGGUGUUUGUCAACAACAGAAUCUAUGCUGUGGGAGGAAUGAACGGACUGGGUGGGCUGGACUCGGUGGAGUACUAUGACAUCGGCAGGAAUGAGUGGCACGUUGCCGCGGCGAUGCCGUGGCGUGGGAUGAACGUGAGGUGUGCUGCAGUCAGCGGAGUGAUUUACGUACUGGCAGGUUUCCAGGGGGUCGGACGACUUGGACACAUCCUGGAGUACCACACUGACACUGACAGGUGGGUGACGUGCAGUAAGGUGAGGGCGUUCCCCGUCACCAGCUGUCUGAUCUGUGUGGUGGACACCUGUGGGGCCAAGGAAGAGGAGACUGAGUCAACACACACAGUACCCCCAUCAUCAUCCACAGCAUAACACAGGGUCUUUAAAAUGUUUUAUCUGUUGUGCUUUUAUUUGGAGGACGAGAGCUGGUCAGUGUGGUAUGAAACUGCUGUAGUGGAAUCAUGUUGAAGCUUCACAUUGACAGAAAUCAUAGAGAACACACUCUUUGAGGCGAGGUGCUGACUAGCAGAACAUAGAACUGGGAAAAUACUAACAUGAAAGUCACUCAGUGAUGAUUGUCUUCAGACAGAAGCUCAUUGUUAAAGCUACAGAUGAACGACUGAUCUAAGAGCUCUCAGCUGAUACACUUAGUCUCAACUAAACAUGUUUUUAUCAGACCAGGGUCAUGUACUUUUAAGUACUUGAAAGUAGAUAGCACUUUUGGAACUAAUCCAUUGGUUGUAUUUUACCGUGUAAAUGAAAUCAAGUGCAGCUCAAGAAUUUGAAAAUAUGAUUCUAUACUAUGUAUUUUAUGCUAUUGUGUGUAUUUAAUUGUACUGUUUUAUAUUGUACUGCAAUGAAAUGUAAUGUCUGAGGUUAUAUAAGAAACAUUAGCAUUUUUACUACUGUAUGUAUGUGAUGACUGUUACAUGAAAUUGAUAAUAAACAAAGCUGGAACUGAA
Molecule: messenger RNA, 2920 nt
Organism: Oncorhynchus masou masou (cherry salmon)
Lineage: Eukaryota; Metazoa; Chordata; Actinopteri; Salmoniformes; Salmonidae
Gene: klhl7
Product: kelch-like family member 7
Exons: 12
Coding region: 438-2330 (630 amino acids)
Biological process (GO): protein ubiquitination
Cellular component (GO): Cul3-RING ubiquitin ligase complex
Molecular function (GO): protein binding
Source: RefSeq, a predicted model, not a curated record